Ectocarpus sp. CCAP 1310/34 is the source of this 2209-nucleotide messenger RNA. NCBI's taxonomy places the organism in Eukaryota, Phaeophyceae, Ectocarpales, Ectocarpaceae. The record is from the annotation of a GenBank genome assembly.
CUAGCUAACAGCCAGGUGCUCAACGGGGUUGGCAUCAGAGGGGAAGCACUCUCUCGAGAUCUCCUGUUUGCGUGGCCCCUUGCUGCCCUUCUACCUUUGCCGCGGAGCACGCUCCCCUCUACGCUUCGAAAUCCUUGGACAAUACAUACCCCGCAAAAGGGCGUUUUUUAUCGGCACCCACAACAACAAACACAGCGGCGGUGACCGCAGGAGAGAGGCACGAGCCGCAGCCGCGAUCGGUAGCACGAGAGCCUGAGCUACAGAGGGCACUGGUGUCGGUUGGUUCAGCAGGAGACGGGAAGGAGGGAGGGAGGACUCUCGUCUGCUGGUACAGGAUUGAUUGCGGACCGGCUGUUGAAAUCGCAGGAAUAAGCCGCUUACUGGUUGUACAUAGCAUACGGUACAGCACCAACACGCCAGAUCCGCUCAGGAUUGUAGCCAAGCCAAGCGCAGACAGACGCUACUUGGUGCUGUCCGAGAGGAACAUGUCCAUGGACGAGGUAUUCGUCGACAUCCAGCAGGAUCAUGGGAUGCCUGAUCUGCAGAGCCUGUGCCACCAAGAUAUUAGCAAAACUACCACUGGAGCCUCGAUGUUGCCUGAGGAGGAGCUUCAUGUAGAAGACGACCCGUCGUCGCUGUUUCUACAGCAACAGCAGCAGCAGCAGCAGCAGCAGCAGCAGCAGCAGGACGAGCAGCAGCGUAUUCAGCAACAUCUACAGGAGCAGCAGCACCAGCAGCUUCUCCAGCACCAGCGCCUCCUUCAGCAGCAGCAGCAGCAGCAGCAGCAACCUUCACGUCACCAAAAUAGCGAACUCAACACCAGCAACAGCAGCGUGAUGAACUCCGCAGCCGAAGGCGUUACUCUCGGGAAACGAGGCGCCGGGGCAACAACACCACCUGCUAUGGCUGCUGCUGCGGUGGCGGCAGCGGCGGCGGCGGCGGCGGCGGCGGCAAUGAAGAACGAAGCUCGUUGGAACGUGGCGGGGGCGGCGGCGGCGGCGAACGCGGCGGCGGCGGUGGCGGCGGUGGAGCAGGAACUGCAGUGGGGCAUCUCGCGGCCUUUGGGGAAGAAGCGGCCCGUCGGCACCCGAACCUGCCAAUACGACGGGGGGUGCAGUCGGCGGCCGAGCUUCAACCACCCGGGUAGGAAGGCGAUCUUCUGCUCGGCGCACCGGCAGCUCAACAUGGUCGACGUGGCGCACAAGGCGCGCUGUCAGCACCCGCAGGGUUGCAUCAAGCACCCUGGGUACGGCUACCCCGGGAAGAGACCGACGCACUGUGCGGGGCACCGGCUCGAAGGACAGAUCGACAGGAAGCGCCGGAAGUCCGCCCCCGCGCCGCCACCGCCCCCGCCUCCGCCUGCGGCACCGGCACCCGCACCGGUAACACCGGUAGCAUCGGCGGUACCGGCGGUACCGGCGGCGGUGGUGUCACCUUCACCGGGCGGCGGCGGUGCCUCGGCGGUGGAGGGGGCAGCGGUUGCGGUAGCGGCGGCGGCGGCGGUGGCGGAGGAGGUGGCGGCGGCGGCGGCGGCGGCGGAGGUCAGAAAAGGCGGCGGGGCAUUGAAAAAUGUAAACGGAACAGCAAUGCCUCGACGGUGAUGGUUUUGCGUUCCUUUGGUUCGAAGAGAUAAAAUAGUUGGUGGGGGGCGGUGUUUUUUCUGUUAUUUUGCGGAAAUAGUAAGAAUGGGGAGGAGUUUAAAGGGGGAAUUCGACGGUAGAACGGGGAGGGGUUUAAAGGGGAAACGUGGCUUUCGCGCGUUCAUGUUGCACUUCUUUUUGUCGUGUUUUUGUUGAUAUUUUGCACGCGUCUCUGGAAAAAAGGCCGGCAUCGCAGCAGCUACAGGGGAGCAUGAAUUAGAAUGUAUACUAUCUGUGUACUACUGUUGCUGCACAAGGCGGGUUAGGAACAACACCACUGAUGCGCGCGUUAAGCAUCUACGUGGCAGUCACGAUUGCGUCUCUGCAACGCUGCAACGUGUUGGUAGGAUGAUUCCUCACGAAAACCCAAGAAUUGGGUUUGUGCGUGUGACCCGUGGUGGCCUCUUGCCACCGGAGCACAUACACAGCCUCCGUGGGAUCCGUCGCGAUGAGAGGCAGGGAGCGGGGCUCAUGUUCGAUUUUCCUUGUAUUGGUUCGGCGAUUACUGUGCGAGGUAUGUGACAAAAGCGGUGUGUUUGAUGUUGGUCGUCGGUGACCGCGCUCCGGGC